Penicillium griseofulvum is the source of this 1419-nucleotide messenger RNA. Its product is annotated as PP2C family serine/threonine-protein phosphatase. Gene Ontology annotation, molecular function: protein serine/threonine phosphatase activity. Lineage: Eukaryota; Fungi; Ascomycota; Eurotiomycetes; Eurotiales; Aspergillaceae. Gene Ontology annotation, biological process: protein dephosphorylation. The record is from RefSeq and is a predicted model, not a curated record. Bases 1 to 1419 code for a protein of 472 amino acids. The transcript has a single exon.
AUGUUAUCAUGCCUCACCCGACCGCGUAUAGGGCGCGUGACCGCUUCCAUUGUACGGACACAUACUAAACGUUCUUUCUCAAUCAAGUCUUUCUCUUCAAAUUCAAAAAUUUACAUUGCAACUGCAGGUCUGAUCACCACGCCCGGCCUGUGGUGGUUGACCGCUACAAAGGAUGAUGUGCCCCUCCUCGAGAGUUCAUCAGCGGAGCACUUGGCCCCUAAGCUGGGCCCCUCCAAAGAGGAUGUGACACGCAUACUAUCGAAAGAAGCAUACUCCUUCCAGGUCAGAAAUAUUUCUGGAAUCACUAGAUACGAUGGCACUCAAUUGGCAUCAAACAGCCCUUGCGAGGAUCGGUUUAUCCAUGGCAAACUUUCCUCGCCAUGGAAUGAGAAUGAUCAAUGGAUGUCCUGGGCCGUUUUUGAUGGACAUUCAGGCUGGCAGACAGCGGAUCUGUUGACGAAGCAUCUCCUGCCAUUUGUGCGACGCAGAUUGGCCGAAAUUAAACCACUUUCAAACGAGCCAGUACCAAAUGAGUCGGUCCAGCGCGCUAUCAUGAAAGGAUUUGUGGACCUUGACGACUCCAUCGCCAAGACUGCACAGGAAACAUCUACGAGCAAAGAAUCCUUUCAGGACAAGAUUAAGAAACUGGCCCCUGCUUACGCUGGUUCAUGUGCGUUGCUAUCCCUGUACGAUCCUACCACAAGCACGUUGCACGUUGCCUGUACUGGCGACUCAAGAGCGGUUCUGGGACAAAAAGGGUCUGACGGCAAGUGGGAGGCAAUUCCCCUGUCAAUAGACCAAACUGGCAGCAAUGAAGAAGAGAUCACCCGCAUUUCUAAGGAGCACCCGGGCGAGGAAAACAUAGCCAAAGACGGACGGGUUCUUGGUCUCAUGGUCUCACGAGCGUUUGGUGAUAUUCUGUGGAAGUGGCCUGUGGAGUUCCAGAAGGAAAUGAAGCGGAAAUUCAGUGUUCCACCACCCCUAACGCCACGGUACGAUGUUCGCACACCCCCAUACUUGACUGCCGAGCCGGUCGUGACAAGUACCAAGAUCGAUUCUAAUAAACCCUCGUUCUUGAUUCUCGCUACGGAUGGGCUAUGGGAUUACCUCUCCAAUAAACAGGGUGUCGACUUGGUAGGUAACUGGCUGGAGCAAGGGACCGGGGAGACAAAGAGUGAACUAGAGCCAACAGAAAGCCAAUUUGAUUUUGGCAGAUUCUGGAAAGAUGUGAAUUGGAAGUUUGUGGAGGAGAGAACAACAACUCAAGAUGAUAAUGCGGCAGUGCAUCUGACGCGCAACUCCCUUGGUGGGAAUCACCAUGAGAUGAUAUCAGGCCGGCUUGCCUUUGAUCCUCCUUUCUCUCGGCGGGUACGGGAUGAUAUUACCGUGCAGGUGGUUUUCUUUAAUAUCGAGAAGUAA